Messenger RNA from Lonchura striata (white-rumped munia), 2550 nucleotides. It is a transcript of the gene MAN1A2, whose product is annotated as mannosidase alpha class 1A member 2. Gene Ontology annotation, molecular function: mannosyl-oligosaccharide 1,2-alpha-mannosidase activity; calcium ion binding. Gene Ontology annotation, cellular component: endoplasmic reticulum; Golgi membrane; extracellular exosome. NCBI's taxonomy places the organism in Eukaryota, Metazoa, Chordata, Aves, Passeriformes, Estrildidae. Gene Ontology annotation, biological process: mannose trimming involved in glycoprotein ERAD pathway; carbohydrate metabolic process. The record is from RefSeq and is a predicted model, not a curated record.
CCGGCCUCCCCCCCUCCCCCGUCCUCCCUUCCUCCGGCGCCCGCGGGGAGGAUGGUGAUGGUGCAGCCGCCCGCAGCCCCCGAGCCGGGCCGGGGCCGCCCUCCGCAGGGGCUGAGGGGAUGAGCCGUGCCCCGCCGGGGAGUCGCUAGCGGAAGGAUGACCACUCCCGCCCUGCUGCCGCUCUCCGGGCGGAGGCUGCCCCCGCUGAACCUGGGGGCCUCCGCCUUCCCGCACCACAGGGCUACCUUGAGACUCUCCGAAAAAUUUAUCCUGCUCCUUAUUCUUAGUGCCUUCAUCACCCUGUGCUUCGGGGCGUUCUUCUUCCUCCCCGACUCCUCGAAGCACAAGCGCUUUGACCUGGGCUUGGAGGAUGUGCUCAUUCCCCACGUGGACACCAGCAAAGGGGGCAAGAACCUCGGCGGCUUCCUUAUCCACGGGCAAGGGCACGACGAGCACCGGCACAGAGAAGAAGAGGAACGUCUGAGAAAUAAGAUCCGAGCAGAUCAUGAAAAGGCUCUGGAAGAAGCUAAGGAGAAAUUGAAGAAAUCACGGGAUGAGAUUCAAGCUGAGAUUCAGACAGAAAAGAACAAAGUAGUUCAAGAAUUGAAAAAGAAAGACAGCAAGCCACUGCCCCCUGUUCCUUUACCAAACCUGAUAGGGAUAAACAGUGGAGAACCAGCAGACCUGGAUAUCCGAGAGAAGAGGAACAAAAUUAAAGAGAUGAUGAAGCAUGCCUGGGACAAUUAUAGGCAAUAUGGAUGGGGCCAUAAUGAGCUCAAACCAAUUGCCCGGAAAGGACAUUCCACCAACAUAUUUGGAAACUCACAAAUGGGUGCUACCAUAGUAGAUGCAUUGGAUACUCUUUAUAUCAUGGGCCUUCAUGAUGAAUUCAGAGAAGGACAAGAAUGGAUUGACAAAAAUCUUGAUUUCAGUGUGAAUUCCGAAGUGUCUGUUUUUGAGGUCAAUAUUCGCUUCAUUGGCGGUCUUCUAGCAGCAUACUACCUUUCAGGACAAGAGGUUUUCAAGAUCAAAGCAGUACAACUGGCAGGAAAACUUCUUCCAGCCUUCAACACACCUACGGGUAUACCAUGGGCAAUGGUGAAUCUGAAAAGUGGUGUUGGUCGAAACUGGGGCUGGGCUUCUGCUGGCAGCAGCAUCCUUGCUGAGUUUGGUACUCUGCACAUGGAAUUUGUCCACCUCAGUUAUUUGACAGGGGACCCUGUAUAUUACAACAAGGUCAUGCACAUUCGGAAGUUACUUCAAAAAAUGGAUCGUCCUAAUGGACUUUAUCCAAAUUAUUUGAAUCCAAGAACAGGCCGAUGGGGUCAGCAUCACACAUCCGUGGGCGGGCUGGGAGACAGUUUUUAUGAAUAUUUAUUGAAAGCCUGGCUUAUGUCAGACAAGAUGGACACGGAGGCAAGGAAAAUGUACGACGAUGCAAUUGAGGCCAUAGAAAAACAUCUCAUCAGAAAGUCCAAUGGAGGACUGACCUUCAUUGGGGAGUGGAAGAACGGGCAUCUUGAAAGAAAGAUGGGCCAUUUGACCUGUUUUGCAGGUGGAAUGUUUGCCCUUGGAGCAGAUGGUUCCAGAGAUGAUAAAGCUGGACAUUAUUUGCAGCUCGGAGCUGAAAUUGCACAUACGUGUCAUGAGUCUUAUGACAGGACAACACUAAAGCUGGGCCCAGAAGCAUUCAAAUUUGAUGGUGGCGUGGAGGCGGUGGCAGUACGGCAGAAUGAGAAGUAUUACAUCCUCAGGCCAGAGGUGAUUGAGACCUACUGGUACAUGUGGAGAUUCACCCACGAUCCCAAGUACAGGCAGUGGGGCUGGGAGGCAGCACAGGCAAUUGACAAGUAUUGCCGAGUUAGUGGUGGCUUUUCUGGUGUCAAGGAUGUGUAUUCCUCAUCUCCUACAUAUGAUGAUGUACAGCAGAGCUUUUUCCUUGCUGAAACUUUGAAGUAUUUGUAUCUGCUUUUCUCCAAUGAUGAUCUUCUACCAUUAGACAACUGGGUUUUUAACACAGAAGCUCAUCCUCUGCCUGUUUUACAUUUAGCCAACACCACACUGUCAGGAAAUCCUGCAUAUCGAUAAAAACAGCUCUAUGAAGAGGAAGAGAGACUGUUUUCAGCUCUGUUUUGUUUACAUGGACCACUUGAGACUUUAGCAGGAGGGGAGACAGACAGACAGACACUUGGUAAACCUAGACCCCGAGUCAAGCAAGUAUUGGCAUGGGAAACGAAGCUCUUCAACAUAUAAAUAAGUUAAAAGUUCUGUUUUAUACAUGACCAAAACACGUGAGUGUGAUUUUUGCAGGACGGAGUCUUCACGCGCUUUGAAUCCUGGCAAGACAUGGAAUCUACAGAUAAUAUUAAUGCAGCAGCACGAGAAAGAGGAGGCUUUUCCAUCCAGGGAAAGGAACUUGCUGCUUGCUGUUGCAAGGAACAACACACAGUCACCUCUUCAGAUGGGUGGGUUCCAAAUACCUAGGUUUUCUUUUCCUUUCUUUUCCUUUCUUUUUUCUUUUUUUUUUUUUUUUUUUUUUUUUUUUUUUUU